AUGUUAGCCAUUACAACUAAAAUCGUUGAAAAAUACAAUCUUAGCUCUAAGAUAGGUAUAUCCGAUCUCAGUCAAUAUAUCUCAGAAUUUCUUGAAAACCUUACUGAUGAUAAGAAGCAGAAUCAGGCUCGCAGACGCCUUCGAGAUGGUUUUAAAUUUAGCAGUGAACAGGUAGAUGUAUUGAUACCUAAUCAGAGAAGUGGAAAAAAUAAAACUAUAAAUUUGGUUGAAGGUAAUUGUAGAAUAGCAAUAACCAAGCCCCCAAAAAGUUUAGAAGAAGAGAUCGUCAGAGAGAAAGCAAAACAAAUCUUGCAAAAUAGAUAUGGGUUUAGUGAAGAUCAAGUAAAUGCCUUAUUCACAAUCCUGAAAAACGAAAGUAGACACAGUGUAACUACCUCAGAUAAAAAUCACUAG
Dentiscutata heterogama is the source of this 414-nucleotide messenger RNA. The record is from the annotation of a GenBank genome assembly. NCBI's taxonomy places the organism in Eukaryota, Fungi, Glomeromycota, Glomeromycetes, Diversisporales, Gigasporaceae.